AAGAGAGUACUAAAGAGAGAGAGUAGGAAGAGGAGGUCUUGUUCAUCUUUUUUCUACUUCUCUUUGGGGGUUGCCGAAGAGGAAACGGAGUUGGUGGAGAUUGUGAGGUUUUGAAGAGGGAAUACUUGGAAGAUAUCAAAUUUUCCCACUUGGAAUAGGAGAUGGAGUCCCGUGGGGGGUUUGACCCUGAAUCUGAUACGACUGAUGUUCUGCCUCCGCCUCCCCCUGAGGUACCUCCAAAUGUUGUUCCAAUCAAAGCUGACCCUGGACAAAGUUCCCCUCCAAAAAAGGCAGCAAAGCCUAAGAGGGUGCCAGUGGCAAGACCUGGCCUUGCAAGGAGAGGGCAGCCGAUUAACCUCUUAACCAAUCAUUUCAGAGUUGCUGUUCGAAAUGUAGAUGACUACUUCUAUCAUUACAGUGUUUCCUUAAAAUAUGAAGACGAUCGUCCUGUUGAUGGGAAGGGUAUUGGUAGAAGGGUAAUUGACAAAUUGCAGCAGACUUACGACACUGAGCUGGGAAACAAGGAUUUUGCAUAUGAUGGAGAAAAAAGUCUGUUCACCAUAGGUGCCCUUCCUCAAGUGAACAAUGAGUUUACUGUUGUGCUUGAGGACAUGUCCUCGGGCAGAACUGGCAAUGGAAGCCCAGGAGGACAUGACAGCCCUAGUGAAAGUGACCGCAAGCGACAGAGGCGUCCAUAUCACGCGAAGACUUUUAAAGUUGAACUUAGUUUCGCUGCUAAGAUACCUAUGCAGUCCAUUGCUAUGGCUCUAAAGGGUCAAGAGACAGAAAACUGUCAAGAAGCUUUGCGGGUUCUCGAUAUCAUUUUAAGGCAGCAUUCAGCAAAGCAGGGGUGCCUUCUUGUGCGCCAGUCCUUUUUUCAAAACAAUCCUUCAAAUUUUACUGAAAUUGGUGGUGGUGUCUUGGGAUGUCGGGGUUUUCACUCCAGCUUUCGGCCUGCGCAAGGUGGCCUAUCGUUAAACAUUGAUGUCUCAACUACCAUGAUUGUCAAACCAGGGCCAGUAAUUGAUUUUCUAAUCGCCAACCAAAAUGUUAGGGAUCCCUAUAGCAUAGACUGGGCCAAAGCUAAGCGGAUGCUUAAAAAUUUGAGGAUAAAGGCAGGUCCAUCAAAUUCUGAAUUUAAGAUCGUUGGUUUGAGUGACUUACCUUGCGACCAGCAAAAGUUUGUACUAAAGCAGAGGAGUGGUGGGAAUGGUGAUGAUAUUCAUACAACAGAAAUAACAGUCUAUGAGUAUUUUGUCAAGUAUCGUCAUAUAGAGCUAAGGUAUUCUGCUGAUCUGCCAUGCAUUAAUGUUGGUAAACCAAAGCGCCCCACUUACUUUCCUAUUGAGCUCUGCACCUUAGUAUCAUUGCAACGGUAUACAAAGGCAUUAACGAAUCUUCAAAGAGCUUCACUUGUGGAAAAAUCAAGGCAAAAACCUAAAGAGAGGAUGGAUGUUUUAACAGGGGCUUUAAAAUACAACAAUUAUGAUGCCGAUCCAAUGUUGCGGGCGUGUGGUGUUUCUAUAAAUACCCAGUUCACUCAAGUGGAUGGUCGUAUUUUGCCUGCCCCUAAGUUGAAAGUUGGCAAUGGUGACAUCUUUAUUCCAAUGAAAGGGAGAUGGAACUUCAACAACAAAAAACUGAUUGAGCCCACGACAGUGGAUCGAUGGGCUGUUGUGAAUUUUUCUGCUCGUUGUGACAUACGGAAUCUCGUAAGGGACCUGAUCAAAUGCGGAAGCAUGAAAGGAAUUGACAUAGAUCAACCCUUUGAUGUGUUUGAAGAAAAUCCUUCCAUGCGGAGGGCUCUGCCUGCUGCAAGAGUGGAGGAUAUGUUUGAAAGGAUCAAGUCAAAACUUCCUGGAGCCCCACGGUUCCUUCUAUGCCUUUUGUCGGAAAGGAAAAACUCUGAUGUUUAUGGUCCUUGGAAGAGAAAGUGUCUUUCUGAAUUUGGAAUUGUCACGCAAUGCAUUGCCCCAACUAGAGUCAAUGAUCAGUACUUGACCAAUGUUUUGCUGAAGAUUAAUGCCAAGCUUGGUGGAAUGAACUCUUUACUGCAAAUUGAAGAUUCUCCAACUAUUCCAUUUGUUUCCAAGACUCCCACCAUUAUUUUGGGUAUGGAUGUUUCACAUGGCUCACCUGGUCGAUCUGAUGUUCCCUCGAUUGCUGCGGUCGUAAGUUCGCGACAGUGGCCACGCAUUUCUAAAUAUAGAGCUUCUGUGCGGACCCAGUCGCCGAAAGUUGAAAUGAUAGACAACUUGUUUAAGCCUUCAACAGAUGGUGAUGAUGAAGGCAUAAUUCGGGAACUGCUGAUUGAUUUUUACACCAGUUCUGCGAAAAGAAAGCCUGAACAAAUUAUUAUUUUCAGGGAUGGAGUAAGUGAGUCGCAGUUUAAUCAGGUCUUAAACAUCGAGCUGGAUCAAAUUAUUGAGGCUUGCAAGAAUCUUGAUGAACAGUGGUCUCCUAAGUUCACUGUGAUAAUUGCUCAGAAAAAUCAUCACACAAAGUUUUUCCAAGCUAAUAACCCUCAAGAGAAUGUUCCACCUGGCACAGUAGUUGAUACCAAAAUAUGCCAUCCACGAAACUAUGAUUUCUACAUGUGUUCACAUGCAGGGAUGAUUGGUACCACUAGGCCAACUCAUUAUCAUGUUCUUCAUGACGAGAUUGGUUUCACAGCUGAUGAUCUGCAGGAUCUUGUACACUCGCUUUCCUAUGUUUACCAGAGGAGCACAACUGCCAUUUCUGUAGUUGCACCCGUUUGCUAUGCCCACCUAGCGGCGACGCAGCUGAGUCAGUUUAUCAAGUUCGACGACAUGUCCGAUACUUCUUCAAGCCAUGGUGGAUUCUCAGCAGCUGGGGGUUACUCUGUUCCAGAGUUACCCAGGCUGCAUGAAAAGGUGUGCAAUUCCAUGUUUUUUUGCUAAGGUGGCUGUGCUGUGUAUGGCAGAGCCAUUUUUUGUUUAUCAGGAUAGAACUAAUUUAGCAGUUGCUGGAAACUGUUUGCGCAUGUCUUGGCCCUUGUUGAAUUUGGAUUAUGCAAGACACUUGCAGCCAGGAGAUUUGGAAAACAGGAUGCAAGUUUUGUCCAUAGUGGUUUAUGUCUGCAGAUUAUUCUGUAUGAGCACAUAUUAUUACUCUGUCACUGGAAGCUUCUUAGUUUCUCUUUUGCAUACAGCUAUCA
Messenger RNA from Phoenix dactylifera (date palm), 3178 nucleotides. RefSeq names its product protein argonaute 4B-like. The record is from RefSeq and is a predicted model, not a curated record. Gene Ontology annotation, molecular function: protein binding; RNA binding. NCBI's taxonomy places the organism in Eukaryota, Viridiplantae, Streptophyta, Magnoliopsida, Arecales, Arecaceae.